CAAGUCGUUCCGCUUAACUGAGGUUGCACCGAAAAAAGUUCAGAGCUGAAGAUGACUUCCAGCAAGAGAUCAGUGACUUUGUUUUUUGCGGCAAUGUUUGUGAUUGGAGGUGCUUUAAGCCAGUCGCGUGAGUAUAUCACCUAUUGAACAUUUUUGUCCCCCUAAAGCGAAUGAAGUUUUCACAUGCAUAUGCAUUAAGAAACGGUCCAGAUAAGAACGAUAGCAACAACGGCAACGAACAUGUUGGAAUGCAAAAAAGGUGCUGACUUUUCUAUUGUCUGUACUUACUUCUGAUUGGCUUAAAUAGCAAAAGUUAACAAAACUUCAUAAAGCAGUACAUACAUUCAUCCUUACUUUCCAACCAUCUUCCAUAUAACAAAAUCUAGUCUCAGUUUGAAUAACAAAGAAAUUCUAUGAGGGGAACAUGUAAAAUUGUAAACUUUUCUUGGCUAUUGUUUUCAACUCUUGUGAUUGGUCGAAAUCUUUUAACACACACAAAAAACACCCUUUCAAAGUGGAGUGUAAAUGCAUUUUAUUGCGUAAACGGCUUUCAUGUAGGUUUAUGCAUUCUCUGUGUAAAAAUGAGAACAUUCCUAUGUGGGGAAAGCAACGCUGCCGCAUAACGAAAGAAAUUGCUAUCCACCUUACCCGGAUCAUUACUUAACAGAUCAAAUUGACGCGGAAACUGUCAUUCUUUUCUUGCAAAUCAUAUAUUGCAGAAUAACGAAGAAGCAAAAUGAAAAUUUUCAUUUUCAAAAUAGUUGUGUUGAAUAUUGUUUUACUAUCGUUGUUUUGAAGUGUUUUCAUUUCUGGUGAUGUUGCGAGAUGCAAACAAUGAGAAAACAUUGUCGAUACGUCAUGCGAAACAAACUUUGCAAAAGUUCAACAAAUUAGAAAGUUCUAAAUAAUAGAAACAUCUUUUAAAGGUUUCUUUAACAGAAUGUAAACUUUUUUUAAGUAUAGGUUUAUUUGUACUCUAUUUCUAACGAAGAAUCUUUCCGCUCUUGUAUUGGCCGUCUAAAAUUCGUCGAGGAGGUAUAUAUUGUAUUCCUCAUGACUUAAGUCAGCGAAUAGAUAGAGUAGGAAGAAAAAAACUGUCCGAAAAGCUAUUUUGUCUGAAGGAAUGUGCAUUCCAUACUGCUCAGAAAUACUUGAGUUCAGUCAUGUAUAGUUGCACCAAGGGGAACCGUGAUAGGUGCUCUAGUAUCAGAACGAAUAUUAAUGCAGAUUACCAAUUCGGUAUCUUUAUAUUAAUCGAUGCUUUGUUUAGUUUAAGAUAAUUUUUCUCAAGGAUUAGGCUGAAAAAAAUAAUAGUCUGAUCGAUUGAUUGAGCAAUUCAGUGAAGACAAGCACAUUUAUUACAUUUUCAGUUUCAUUGUGUCGUUAAAAUAGUACAAAGGAAGUUGUUUUCAAUCUUUAGCAAUUCUGGAUAUUGUAAUCCUGAUAACAUAUCCUGAGUAGUAUGCGUGUAUGCAUGUGUUUAUCACCUGCUUUAACCGCCAUCUUUCACUAAUACUCUUUUAUUCCCUUUCAUAUUACUGCGGUAUUCCAAAGACCCAACUGAAUACGAACUGCACUGACUGUCUUUGUAACUAGUUCACAGGAGAAAUAUUUUCUACAUAUUUUAUAAGCAAAGACGUAGCGUCGCGGGGUAGCAUACCGUUAUUAAAGUGUAUCUAUAUAUCUGGAACAAUAUUGAUUUAAAGUAUAAACUGUAUGCAAAUUGCAUCUAUUAAGAUUCUAAAAAAAUUGGCAUGUAAAAAAAUACAUGUACCUUUGGUAUCAAGCUCUUAUCUCUAAGCUGUCCAUGAUCGUUACGUUUCAGUUCGUAAUUAGCCAUUUCGGAGUUGUGUAGGGAACUGGUACCACCAUAUAAAAGGUCAUGUUGAGACUGGUAAUUUGACCAAGUUUGGUGCUGUAACUGAAAUUGAACAGGAAUCAAGUUAUGACCCUUGAAACAUGGUUAAAGAUCCAUACAAACGUCUAUUGUUGGUUUUCAGUGUCACGCCAUUCAAAAUAGAUUAAAAUAAAAAUCAAAGCCGUUCAAUAGAUAAAGUCCAGAAUCUGGGAAAUGAAUACCCUGGGUACCAGAGGUUUUUUCUCGCGUGCGACGAGGUGCUUCGUCGGCCGCAGGCCGACUCGUCUUCGACGAGCGGCGAAGCCGCGAGAAAAAACCUCUGGCGCAUAGCGCCUUGAUUUACUGUGCUGGACCUUGACCUUGUCUCGUAAUCUGUCAAUCAAGUCGGCAUUACCUCCAGAACAACAAGCUUGAGUUUUAACUUAUGUAGCUUCAGUUUAAGCUGCAAUCCGUUCUUCCAAAUUUGGAUCUGUAAAUCACUAAGGAGAAAUAGACACCCCGCAAAAACUACUUCUAACGAGCUGGGCCCAGCGGGACAGAACAUUGCACUUUUUUGUAGGAAACUUUCACAUUUACGGACAAAAGAGAAUCGCUUUUAGUCAUUUAGAUCAAGGAACGACAAAAGUUUUUUUUUUGCGGUAACGAGGAAGUUUACGUUUCAGAAGAGGUUAAAGAAAAUGCUCUCGACUCGCAUCAGAGGGAAAAUCAUGCCGACCAGAAAUACACAAUAUGCGUGUCACGACCUCUCAGUAUGAAACAAGCGGCAAAAAUAAUGCACAAUUGCUCAGUUGUAAUCUACCCGCUGGAGAAAAAAUUUACUGGAACAAGCAGCAUUUUGGCACGAGGUAUAAGUCGUGUGUUGCCUACCGACCCCCUUUACACACUGCAUAUGCGAGGUAGUAACUGGAACAGCAGUGAUUUUCCAUAGCCGGUCGAUCCUUUGAAUAUAAUUACAAUGUCUUCUCUUAGUCCCACAAUUUUUUCCUCCACACCAUCGAGUGUCCCAAUGACUUCGGCUAUAGCCUGGUCUAAAUCUUUCGUUCAUACAGGUACCUGAUGGUUCCAAUUCUCUUCCAAAAGGCAAAAACACAACCUAUGUGAUGUGUGCUUGGAUUGUUUCAAACCACAAGCGUCCGAUCACGCGCCUAUUGUGAUUGUAAUCCAAUCAGAGCGUUUGAAACAUUCGAGAUCUCCAAGAAACCUAGUCUGCUACACAGCCGUUUUUAGUGUCGUCACGCAACCCUCCUUUCCCACUAACGUUAGUUACGUCAACUAGGUUUUUGUCGGUCAAAAACAAUGUGGCUAACAGUGGUAAAAAAAUCACUCACUUUAAAAUAGGUCUGAGAUACUACUACGUUGUUGGCUUAAUCAACGAAUAACUGAUUGAAGUUCUUCAGUCAACGAACUCAAAAAGGCGACAAUUUUCAUAAUACAGUAAAAACGCUUAGGCUACAAGGUAACCUCAUCAUGAAUCAAGGCACCUGAAAAAGAUUUCAGACCUUUGGGGCAGAAGGGGGAAGAGGAAUUUGUAACAUUGUACAAACCCUCACAGGAAUGGAGCGGAUAAUCCUAAUCCGCUGCUGUAUGUUAUUGCAGGCGGGUAAGCAGCCUCCAACAUGUGGUAGAUAUAGAACAAGAGACACAAUAAUAGAUUGUCAUAGACAUACGUACACAUUGACCAGGGAGGUUUAUGACGGUCUGGUAAUUCAUUUGAAGAAUGGUUUUCAAUAGUCAAGGCUUUCUUCUGUAGAUACAUUUGUCAUUGAAAUCACGUCUUUUUGUCCUCUUUCAGCACCCAUGGGGGUUCUUAACUGUUCCAUGUGUGCAGUACAAACUGAAGCAGCGUGUACCGCGCUUCAGACGACAAGAGAAUGUCUCAUGGACCAAUUGUGUCUUACAUUGGAAACAAUUACAACAACAAAUCAAACCAGUUUCACCAGAGAUUGUUUUCCGUCUAUGGCUUGUUCUUUUCCUUCCGUAAUUUGUGAUAUCAUAAACCAAACUUCCAACGGAACAACUCUG
Messenger RNA from Porites lobata, 3880 nucleotides. Lineage: Eukaryota; Metazoa; Cnidaria; Anthozoa; Scleractinia; Poritidae. The record is from the annotation of a GenBank genome assembly.